AGGAAAAAAAAAACCUUCCGCAGAUUCUUCUCCAUUUCACGUCAUCUCAUUUUUUCUUUUGCGUUUCCUUUGUUAUACAUCCAUCCAAGUUUACUUUCACAUUACAAUCAUCGUUGUUCAUUCUUUUGGGGGGCGCCUCCGUUUCGCGAUUUGCCCAGCAAGCCGACCCAACCUCUGCGUUUGACGUUCUUCGCUUUGGCAGUUUACGCCCACCUCUCGGCAUAACAACUCACCCAAGACAAAAGAAGAAGGAGAGGAUCUUGAAAAAAAAAAAAUGCCGUUGUGUGGCAGCGCCCCGGAGACGGUCGACACGGACCUCAACCUGCACGGUGCCUAUCUGACGGAUCUCGACAAGUGCAUGAAGAAGUUCAACGAGGCGCUGACCUCGACGAUGAACGCGUACCGCAAUCUGCUGACCGCCUUUGAUCAGGUGGGCCAGGUCUACGGCAACGUUGCGCAAACGUGCAGCAAGGAGGUGAGCGGACCGGUGCGGGAGUUCCGCGACGGCAUGCGUGACCUGAAGGACAAGGGCGGCUUUGAGACCUUCAACAGCGAGAUUCACGGUGGAACCACGGCGGCUAUGGAGCCCAUCAAGCAGGGCCUGAAGCACGCCAUGAAGAGCUACAAGGAUGUCAAGGCUCGGCAGAAGGAGUACGACACGGUGCGCUACAGCCUGGACCAGAAGGAGAAGUCGUACUCCAAGAAAGAUAAGCCGCUGACGGAGAGCAAGGACUACCAGAAGAAUGUGCUCAAGCGUGAGAAGACGAAGGAGGUGUUCGAGGCGAGGCGGUCCGAGUUCGGCCAGGAGAUCGAGGCCCUGCAGAAGACCACGGACAGCCUGCUGCUGCGCUCGCUGAACAACUACCUGCACUGCACAGCGUCCUUCUGUGGGCAGCUGGAGGCAACCAUGAACAGCUACCGCACCGACACGAACGGCUCAGGCUCGCAGAAGAUGUCCAGCAUGGACAAGCUCAAGAAGCAGGCGCAAGCCCGUUCCACCGCGUCGACCGUGAGUGCCCGUUCUGGAGGCGACAACUCCCACCCCAACAAGGACAAGAGCCGCAACUCCGCGUCGAACGCGAGUGCGCGCUCUGCUGGCGAUGACUCCUACCCAAAGAAGGACAAGAUCAACGGCAACGGCUACCCAAACGAAGAGCAGCCACCGGCGUUUAACGGCAAGGAAAGCGGCUCAUACCCGUCGGAGGAGCAGCCGAAGCGCGGCAACGACGCUGGCUACCCAUCCGAGCAACGGGGCAAGCAAGAUGAUUUUUAUCCGGCGGAGGAGCAGCCCAAGGCCGACGGAGGCAACGGCAUGCAUUACCCCGAAGAGACGCCUGGUCGGAACCCACUUAGUGAGACCACAGAUUAA
Molecule: messenger RNA, 1369 nt
Organism: Leptomonas pyrrhocoris
Lineage: Eukaryota; Euglenozoa; Kinetoplastea; Trypanosomatida; Trypanosomatidae
Exons: 1
Coding region: 275-1369 (364 amino acids)
Source: RefSeq, a predicted model, not a curated record